ACUGAACAUUAAAGUAAAUGACAUGGUAAUGACAUGUCACCCCGCUCAGCCCUCUGAUGUCACUGACCCGCCCCAACAUCACUGGCACACACCCUACGUCGCUGACCCGUCCCCUACCCAUUUUCAUACAAAAAAAGGUGGCAAUUGUUCUAUUGGUGGAUAAGAAAAUACUUCAGCGGCACUCCGAUUAUGGUGAAAAAAUUGUUGCUUUAUUCGUGCCUCAAGCUAUUGGUGGAUAAGUCUCUGUUUAGGAUACUAUUGAAAACUUGGAGUAGGGCAGGUAUUAUUUCCUAAUUUUUAACAGAUUCUGGCACCCCUCUUAUUCGUAUGUUAUUUCUCCCCCCUCAAGUUGCCUUUGUAUUUCGUUUAAUAGUGUGUUAAGUGAUAGUAAAGCUGUAUGUUUGCUCCUUUGAUUGGAGAUCAGCUUACUUUGAUUAGUCUUGAGGUCUUCCGUUCUGUUGGAUAACGUUAAUAAGUCCCUUUUUAUCUCUCUUAAUUCUUCUUUCAGGGUUGAGAUGAACUCCUGCAACAUUUCCUGGAUGUCUGUUUUUGACGGCAGGUAAGCUACUGUAAGUAAGUUGAGAUCUCUGUUUCUUCUUCCAGGUCUCUCUCCUUUUCUGAGAGAUCAUGUUGUGUGUUGCCUGUUUCCUCUGCUCGUGUGUUGGCGCCAUCUUGUGUGGAGUGUGUUCUGCUUUCUUUCUUGUGAAUAGUGGUUCUGGCUUGGCUUGUGUUAGUGAUUGCCUUUUCUCCUGCAUCUUCUCUCUUUUCGGUUUGUGCUUCUGAGUUUUGCCCAUCUUCUCUUUCAGUUUUUAUGGCUGCACUGGCUAUAGACCAUCCAGAGCACUUUCUCAAGCUAUCAUCUGGCACAAAGUGACAUUCCCCCGGCAGGAGUCUGAUGAUGACAAGGAACUUUUUUACCACCAUUAUGAGGGUUUUAAUACUCAUUCUGAUACCAGGGACUUUAGGACAACGCUGGUCAUUCUCCUUUCCACGGAGAAUCCAAGCAUUGAAAGGUUCCUGUGUAGAGAUCCCCUGUUCUUAUACUCGUCCAGCAAGUCAGCGGCCUCCCAAUGUGAUUUGGUAUCUGUAUAAUAAUAUCAAUUAUAUUAGGGUAUUUGACAGUCAGGACAGUAGGAAAGUCUCGGCUGAUUACAGAUCCCGCACAAAACUUGUGCUAAAUGCACCAAACAGCUGCACUCUGCAUAUAUCCAAUGUGAGAAGAGAAGAUGAAAAUGAUUACUACCCAGGAGUAGAUGAUGAAAAUGUAAUUGACCCAAAUGCUAGAACAGUGCACAUUAGUGUCACAGAUGUCCCUAAUAAUAUAAAUCUUCAAGGACCAGGAGAAAUGGCUGAAGGAACCCCAGUCAUUAUUAGAUGCUCAGUAGAACAUUCCUGUGGCUCUGAUCCUCCAACUCUCCAUUGGAACAAGAGAGGACAUCCUGUUAGGACAGGACAACAACAUCUCUCAGGAGGGACAUGGGAAGCUUUAUCUGAAAUUAAUUAUUCUCCUACAUAUGAGGAUGAUAGAACUGAAAUACAGUGUUCAGUCGCUUACCCAAAUGGGCAAACCAGCCACCAAGCAACUCCACUCAACAUUAUGUUUGCUCCUAAGGAAGUCCAACUCAUAAAGUAUGAAAAACAAGAUGGAAGUGUUGAAUUAAAGUGUAGUUUCUCAAGCAGCAGCCCCAAUGUAACUCACUUCACAUGGCUGAAGAAUGACUUGCCUUUCACAACUCAAACACAGCCAAUUCUAACACUAGAAAAUGCUGGAAAAAACUCAGGGGAAUAUCGAUGUAUUGCUCACAACAGGUUUGGAAAUUCUUCCUGUGAUAAACAAAUUACCAUUCAAUUUAAAGGUAAGUAUAAACAUAAGGAUUCAAAUAAAGGAUGUCAAACGCCAGGUUCAGCUCUAACCAUGUACAGGUUUUCCAGAAUGCUUGGGACCUAGGAUUCUACAUAGUUUAAGUCUGGUUUUGCCUCCAA
Xenopus laevis (African clawed frog) is the source of this 1983-nucleotide messenger RNA. RefSeq names its product B-cell receptor CD22-like. Lineage: Eukaryota; Metazoa; Chordata; Amphibia; Anura; Pipidae. The transcript is spliced from 5 exons. The record is from RefSeq and is a predicted model, not a curated record. The coding region runs from base 896 to 1948 and encodes 350 amino acids.